Molecule: messenger RNA, 13397 nt
Organism: Strigops habroptila (Kakapo)
Lineage: Eukaryota; Metazoa; Chordata; Aves; Psittaciformes; Psittacidae
Gene: TSHZ2
Product: teashirt zinc finger homeobox 2
Exons: 3
Coding region: 873-3983 (1036 amino acids)
Biological process (GO): regulation of transcription by RNA polymerase II
Cellular component (GO): nucleus
Molecular function (GO): DNA binding; DNA-binding transcription factor activity, RNA polymerase II-specific
Source: RefSeq, a predicted model, not a curated record
AGCUCCCGGCAGCGCCUCCCUCGGGAGCCGAACUCCGCGGGCCCUGUCUCUUUAACGGCGCGGCGUGUGGCGGUGCGCGGAGCGGAUCGCGUCCUGUCACCGGGUCGCGGAGGAGGAGUUUGUUAAUGUUCAGUUUGCUCGGUGGAUCGAUGUUUGCUGGCAUCGCCUCGCCCUGCCUGUGUGUGUGUGUGUGUGUGUGUGCGUGCGUGUGUGUGUGCGGGCGGGUGUGUGUGUGUGUGUGUGCGUGUGUGCCUGUGCGGUGUGUGUGUGUGCGUGUGAACAGCAGAUUUCCUCCCAUCCAAAGCCUCCCUGUCCUCUCCCAUAUCACUCACCGCCUGGCAUCUGACAGCACGGAACCUGCAGCGCUCCGCGCACACGCACACACACACACACACACACCCGGGCACCGCUCCGCCAUACAGCUCUGCGAGGAGGAGGAGGAGGAGAGGAGAGGAAAGGGAGGAAGCAGCCAGCCCCACAGUCUUUCCAGAGCUGCCUUUUUUAAUAUAUACAUAUCUAUUUUGUUAUUUAUUUAUUGCCAUCCUCUGGCACUGUGGGCGCCUUUCAUUUGCUCCUGAGCUUGGAUGUUUGAAUCAAAGCAAAGCAAGUGUUGCAACAGUUAAAAAAAAAAAAGAAAAAGAAAAAAGCCAACCAAAAAAAAAAAAAAAAAAAGCGAGAGAGAAAGAAAGAAACCUAGAUCUCUAAAAUAAAAUAAAAACCAAACAGGUUCCUAUCAGUGAAGUGGGAAGGAGGGGGGCAGGGGAGGCUUGAGGGGGUGCCGGGGGAAGCGGCUGAGGCAGAGGAACACGGCUCAGGAGCGUCUCAGGGCUCUCGGAUCUGGGGACAGAAGUGAGAUUGGAGAAAGUAGAGCGAUGCCAAGGAGGAAACAGCAAGCACCCAAACGGGCUGCAGGUUAUGUCCAAGAGGAAGAUUUAAAGGAAGAGGAAGAUAUAAAGGAGGAGGAAGAAGAUGAUGACGACAACAAUUCAACUGCUCAACUCCAGGGCAGCAAUGAUACUGGCACGGAUGAGGAACAUGAAGUGGGUCCUGAGCAGAAAGGGAACUUCAGUUACCAGAAUUCCCCUGUCAGUCAUAUAUCUAACCAGGAUGCUGAAAACGAAUCACUACUAAGUGAUGGUAGUGACCAUGUGGCAGAUAUUAAAAGCAUUUGCUCUAGAGAGCCACAGGACCCAAAAAGCAGCACCCAUCCCAAAGCCCAGAAUGAAGCACACAAUUGCAUGGAUAAAAUGACAGCGGUCUAUGCCAACAUACUGUCGGACUCUUAUUGGACAGGCUUAGGGCUGGGUUUCAAAUUGUCUAACUCUGAAAAGAGGAGUUGUGACAACAGAAAUGGAGGGAACAAAGCUGAUUUUGAUUGGCACCAAGACGCACUGUCCAAAAGCUUACAGCAGAAUUUACCUUCCAGACCUGUCUCGAAACCCAACCUGUUCAGCUCAGUCCAGCUCUACAGACAGAGCAGCAAAAUGUGUGGAACUGUGUUCACGGGCGCCAGCCGGUUUCGGUGUCGGCAGUGCAGUGCUGCCUAUGACACGCUGGUAGAACUAACAGUUCAUAUGAAUGAGAUGGGUCACUACCAAGAUGACAACCAUAAAAAGGACAAGCACAGACCUACCAGCUAUUCAAAGCCCCGAAAAAGGGCUUUCCAGGACAUGGACAAGGAAGAUGCACAAAAAGUUCUGAAAUGUAUGUUCUGUGGUGACUCUUUUGAUUCCCUUCAAGAUCUGAGUGUUCAUAUGAUAAAAACAAAACAUUACCAAAAAGUGCCUUUGAAGGAGCCGGUACCAACCAUUUCUUCAAAACUGGUCACUCCAGCAAAGAAACGUGUGUUUGAUGUUAACAGGCCUUGUUCCCCCGAUUCCACGACGGGGUCUUUCUCAGAUACUUUUUCUCCUCAGAAGAAUGCGAACCUGCAGCUAUCAUCUAACAACCGCUAUGGCUACCAGAAUGGUGCCAGCUAUACAUGGCAGUUCGAGGCCUGCAAAUCCCAGAUUUUGAAGUGUAUGGAAUGUGGAAGUUCCCAUGAUACCUUGCAGCAGCUCACGACCCACAUGAUGGUCACUGGCCAUUUCUUGAAAGUCACAAGUUCAGCUUCAAAGAAAGGAAAGCAACUUGUUCUGGAUCCUUUAGCUGUGGAAAAAAUGCAAUCACUGUCUGAAGCACCUGCCAGUGACAGCCCAGUUUCAAAAUCAACCAGUAAAUCAUCUGCAGAAUGCAUAGCUCCCACCUCUGAACUAAAAAAAGAAAGUAAAAAAGAUAAAGUUGAUGAUGCAAACAAAGAUGAGAAAGCAGUAAAAUCUGAAGAGUAUGAAGACACUCUUCAGAAACCACUGGAUCCCACAAUGAAAUACCAGUACCUCAGAGAAGAAGAUUUAGAAGAUGGUUCAAAGGGUGGUGGGGACAUUUUAAAGUCCUUGGAGAACACUGUCACAACAGCCAUCAAUAAAGCUCAAAAUGGAGCUCCUAGCUGGAGUGCGUAUCCCAGCAUCCAUGCAGCUUAUCAGCUCUCAGAAGGAGCUAAGCCAUCUUUGCCUGUGGGUUCCCAAGUACUGCAAAUCAGACCAACUAUCACCAAUAAACUGAGGCCCAUAGCUCCAAAGUGGAAGGUCAUGCCUCUGGUCCCUAUCUCAGCAAAUGUGUCCCAGUGCACUCAAGUGAAGAAGGAAACUGAUGACAAGGAGGAGAUACAAAAGGACUAUGCUAAAGAGAGUAUCCAGGCUGAGCCUGCCUCACUCAACCAGGGCGAGGGAGAACCUCUGCUCAAAUCUGAAGCCUCUGUGGAGCCAAAAAAGACAGAACCAUGUCCCUUGAAAGAAGAAGACAAAAUUAAAGAGGACAGUGGAAAAGAAAAAACAGUCCUCAAGGAAACAACAGCAGCUUCUCUUAGUAAUGGUUGUGCUGCUGCCAGCCAUUCAUCUGACCUGCCUUGUGUCAACCCUCUCAGUGCGCUGCAGUCAGUGCUGAAUAAUCACUUGGGCAAAGCCACUGAGCCUUUACAGCCUCAAUCCAGCUGCAGCCCCAGCUCUAGCACAAUUUCUAUGUUCCACAAAGCUAAUCUAAAUAUGAUGGAGAAGCCAGUUUUAUCUCCAGCUCCAACACCACCAAAGCCUGCAAGUGUAUCCAGGCACUAUUUGUUUGAAAACAAUGAUCAGCCUAUUGACCUGACCAAAUCCAAAGGCAAGAAAGCUGAGUCGCCUCAAGCACAAUCUUGUACUUCUCCACCUCAAAAACAUGCUCUGUCUGACAUCGCUGACAUGGUCAAAGUUCUUCCCAAAGCUACUACACCAAAACCUGCAGCAUCUUCAAGGAUCCCAUCUAUGAAAUUAGAAAUAGAUGUCCGACGCUUUGAGGAUGUCUCAGCAGAAGUCUCCACUCUGCAUAAAAGGAAGGGCAGACAGUCAAACUGGAAUCCUCAGCAUCUUCUCAUUUUGCAAGCUCAGUUUGCUUCCAGCCUCUUCCAGACAUCUGAAGGUAAAUAUUUAUUAUCAGAUCUAGGCCCACAAGAGCGCAUGCAGAUUUCCAAAUUUACUGGACUGUCGAUGACCACCAUCAGCCAUUGGUUGGCAAAUGUCAAGUAUCAACUUAGGAAAACCGGAGGAACAAAGUUUUUGAAAAACAUGGACAAAGGACAUCCAGUCUUUUAUUGCAGCGACUGUGCAUCUCAGUUUCGAACCCCAUCUACUUACAUUAGCCACUUAGAAUCUCACCUAGGUUUCCAAAUGAAAGACAUGAACAGGCUGGCUGUGGAGCAGCAAACCAAGGUAGAGCAAGAAAUCUCCAGAGUUUCAGUUCAAAGAUCUCCUGAAACAAUAGCUGGAGAAGAGGACACAGACUCUAAGUUCAAAUGUAAGUUGUGCUGUCGGACAUUUGCAAGCAAACAUGCAGUAAAACUUCAUCUAAGCAAAACACACAGCAAGUCACCAGAACACCAUUCACAAUUUGUAGCAGAAGUGGAUGAAGAAUAACUCUUAAGGACAAAUGCCUUAGUUCCAGCUCUCCAGCCCAGGCUCCCCGCACCCAGCCCAUCCCUGCACGUCACUCCGAUCCUGACAUUGAACUCACAGCAACCCGGACCGAGAAGACUGCCAAAAAAACUCCCGCUAUUCUUCUUCAUCCUCACUAACAAUUUGGUAAUGAAGUAUUGAUUUCCACUCCCCUGCUUAUGGACAAUAUUAGAUUUUCAUUGAUAAACUGCACUGGGGCUGUCUGGUCUCCACUGUCCCUUUUUGCUGUCACUAAAACAAAGUGCCACUGAAGUAAGAUAAUGACUGAGAACAUUGAUGUACUUAUUUCGUCAAUUUGUAACACUUGACAGGAAAAAAAAAUUCUUCAUAGUUUAAUGUCCAAGUGUGCUACACAAGAUGCAGUCACAUUGGAAGCUUUACUUUUCAUGGUAAUGUCCAUUUCCUAUUUAUAACCCCUUUGGGAUAGUUUGUCUAAAGGAAAUGUUUCUAUUCUGUGCAGCUAUUACUGUUGCACCUGGGUUGCCCAAUCCAGUCAUUGCACUAGGGAUCAAUACAUCACAGUAAGUACAAGAAUUAUUAAGUUAAAACAGAUUCUGAGCCAAAAAACCUCUGAACAAUGUUAAUCUUCUGUGCAAGUUGUUCAAAUAGUUAUGCUUAACCAUGUUGCUGCCAAAGAUUUGUUUGAAAUGGAUUAUUUUCAGUUUGUUUUAUUCCUCAGAUAUAUAUAUAUAUUUAAAUCUCCAUUAUGGUUUAUGGCAAGACAUAUGCGAUGGAGUGAUUUUUAAAACAAAAGUACUAUUAUUAGAUUAUUGAACAUUAUAUAAAUAUAGGUAUAUCUAUAUAUAAAUAUCACUAUAUAAGUAUCUAUAUAUAGAUAUAAAAGAAUAAAAGUAGAAUUCCUUUCUCAGUUAGGUGGGUGUAAAUCUGAAGCUCUCUGUUAUAGUUGGUGGAGUUAGAUUGGAUUUAUGCCACCAGAAAUGAGAUCAGAAUCUGGUGUUCGUGCUCUCCAGCCGGCCUGGCACGGAUGGGCUGGGAAGCACAGCCGACUUCAAGUCAACUGAGACCUGGGGAGAAGGGGGCUACAAAGACGGAAAUUUCAAAUUUGUGCUUGUAACUUUUUUCAUUAAAACUUUGAGGUCCCCAUUUUAAUUUGUGGAAUAUUCACGUUAAUAAUGAGAUCUAAUUAAGACAUCCAUUAAAAGCCCGUUAAAGUUAAUUUAACGUAAAAAUUCCAAUAGAACUGUAUUAGAUUUUCUCCAUUAAAUUAACGUUAUGGAUUUUUAACGGAUGUCUUAAUUAUACAUUAUUAUUAACGGGAAUACUGUAUUACACAGAUUAAAAUCGGGUCCCGAGUCAACUCACAAAAUCUUCCAGGAUAUGCUAAUGUCACAAGUCUCACGUUACCUAGUGCACUGCUUGGAAAAUCAGGCACAGCCCUUUUUGCUCUCGCUGAGCAUUUCCUCACAGCGAAAGCAACCUCCAGUAGACAAACCCAUCUCUGUGUCGAACGAUGAACUUCCCUUAUCCUCAAAGGAAAAAUAAGUCUGGAUCAGGUUGCAAAUCACUACUCCAUUGCAAAUGAAAUAUUCAAAGUAUGCUAGGCACAAGUUGAGAAGAGGAUCAUUCUCAAAUAAGAGAGGGCUUUGGGAUGUCUUUUACUAUUGUUUUUGUUUAGAUGUUGAAGGAUAUAAUUGCAGUGCAGCAUUCAUGAAAUCAGACUAAACAUGUUUACUGCAUUCCCUGUGGCUUGUACAGAAGGGCCUGUUUUGGCAUUGUUUGGGAAAUUUUGACAUGAUCCCUAAACUCAACAUGGAGGAGAAAAAAAAGGCCCUUCUUAUUUACCUCCUAGGGAAAGUGUUGCCCUUAUGCCACAUAUAAUAGCAAAUUGCUUUUUUUAUAGCAUGCAUAACCUAGAUGGGAAAAAAUAUGGCGCUUGAGGGAAGGAGGGAAAAAGUAAAUGAAGUUCCAGGAAUGUCAUUCUGAAGUAAUGAGGCAUGGACAGAAAAUAUACCCCUCACAUCAUCGGAUUGAGAUGGCAGUCGAAAUAGCUUCAUUGAAGUGUCAGCACUCAUCCAUCAAUCAAUCAUCCACAAGGAAAAAUAGCGACAGUACAACGGGGCGGCUUUUAUGGGAUUUACUCAUGGGCAUAGGGAAUAGCAGCUCAAAUGUAGUUCUGACAUGAAAAGCAAGGUGCUGAUAUUAUUUUUUAUGAUGGGAGGAUCAUAAAGUGAAUUGAGAACAGUGAGGUCUGUCUUUGCUUAACCUAUUCAACUGGAAAUGAACGGAGCUCAACUGGAAACGAGCAGAGCCUUCAGAUGGGUUAAGAUUGAAGCCUGCGCCGUGCUGAGCACUGGCCAUUGACAACAAAAUUCUAUUAAAGCAAAAUCAAUGCAUUAGCAUUGAGCUCCUCAGAAGCUGUUAAAUUGCACAGCCCAGUUCAGAGUUAUUAAGUGAAGUUGCACAAGGUAGGUCCUGUGCCUCAGACCCAAAGGCAGCAAACACCAUGGUAAAAUGCCUCCUGGGAGAAACUGUGUGUGUAUCUCCAGCCCCACUCCUUUUGGAUGCUCUAGAAAAAGUACUUGGCUUAUUGUGGCAUCCAGCGGGUGACGUUCCCACGUACUUCAGACGACCCUGAUCCUGUGCCCUGUGCUGGGCCAUCUGCUUUGGUAGAAACCCUCUGUGUAGUAUGUUUUGCCAUGUCCGAGCCACACAGGUGCCAACAUGGGCUACUAUCCGGAGUGAGGAGCAUUCUUCCUGCAAGAGGGUGGCCCACAGCAUCGAAGACUGGGGCUCUUUGAGGCACCAGCUGCUCGAUUUUGGCAGAAAAGAGGCUUUCCCGGUGCUCCAAAGCCAGUGAACAGUGGGGUGGUGAUAGGAAACAUGGUCCCACCAUCCCACGUCACCAACUGUGCUGGCACCUGGGACCCUGGAGCUGAGGACUGGUGCGCCCAAGGGGGGUCCGGCUGUCCCAGAGGCAUAUUCUGCUCAGGAAGCUUCACUCCAACACAGCCAAGUGUGGGAAUAGCUACUUCAUUUAAAAUCUGGCCACAAACCUUUAUUACACAGUGCUAAACCUUGAUUAUUUUGCCUGCAUCGCUGUCCUCUGGGAACAUUUUAGGUACACAUUUGAAUUAAGUGACUUUUUUUUUUUUUUACAAUAUGAUAUAAAAAAAAGUAUGUCUCUCCUCUCUCCCUGUAUGAAACUGGAUGAGUUGAUAGUUUAUCUGUCAUAUAAAUCAGGUAACACAGAAAAUCAUUGCAUCUUUUCUCUGUCGUAUCUACUCAAUAUCUAUUGGUCUGACUUUUAUUCUUAUUGGAUAUCAUCAAAACAUUAAUUAAAAGCCUGGUGAUCAAACAGCCGAAUAUUUAUGAUUCACAUCCUUGCUUAUUAACAAGUGGCAUAUUGAUACACCACAUAUCCAAGCUCUUUAUGCUCUUGCGCUGCAAUAAAGCAGUAAGAAGUGUUACCCUUAUGCACUGCUUUGAGAGAUUUAUUCGGAAACCAUAGUUCCCUUCCCGCCACCAUCCAUGUCAAAAUAAGCCAUAUCACCUUAAAAAACGUGCUAUUUUAAAAGAGGGAGAUGUAAUUAGCAUCUCUUUGGAGCCUAAUAUGUAAGAAUUUCAGUGGAUCAGUCUCAGGUGUUUUUUCCAGGCUCUUAUUAUUUAAGCUGAGAGGGAGAAGGACACUUACCUUUAAAAAUGGCUGUCAUUAGUACAAUAAUAAUUGUUGGUUUAAAAAAAAUCUUUGAGAAUCUACUAACAAACCUGCCCAGUGAUUACUUGUCAAUGCAACUUGUCAUGGGCUUUAUUACCUACUUGUGAAAGUAUUUACAAGACUGACCUCCCUAGCUUUUUUAGAGAUCAUGGAGGAUAGAAGGAGUCAUUUUAAAAAUCAAUAAUUAUAUAUUAACAUGAUAGGGGUUGAAGCCUUCCAAGCCAGUUUUACAGGCUAUUGAGUUAACCCUUACACAUUCAGAUGGCAGGAAUUUUUUCUCUCAAUUUUGGUCUUUUUUUCUUUCCUUACAUGUGUUCUGAUAAAAAGCCAGAUUUAUUGCCUAAUUAAUACCUGCAGUUCAGUUCCUAAAGUAGAAGGGGAUGUUCUCACUGGGAAGCAUCCAUGGCUUUGCACAGAAAGUGAGCUGCCCUUGGUUAGCAGGAAAGCACGAAAGGAACAGAGUUUUUGUGCAGGGCAGCUUCUGUGUGAGAGCUACCCAAAGGGACAUUUCCUUUCUGUAGCACUGCCCUCUGCUAAUUCCCAGUGGCCCAAUCCUGCCGUGAAGGUGCUGCUCUGGUUCAAGCACAGCUGCUCAGGUCAACCCCUCGCUUUGGUCUUCCUGUGAAUAUUGUUUUGCAAUCAAACCUGUUAAGAAAACACAAGGGGAUGGAAGAUGGCAACCUAAUUUUUGGCAGAGAUUUUCUCCCAGGGAAAAAAUGACUCUGUUCAGUGCCCGAGGCCAGACUGGGCUGAGGCCACUGUCCCCUCUCUGCUGCCAUCAUAACUUUCAGGCUGGAGAAAGCGCCGUGGCUAAAUGGAGGUGGAUCUCAUCACACAGGGCUUUUGCCUUCACAAACAGAUAUACGAUGCAAUUUAUAUUUAAAAUUCUCUCUAUAAAGACAGUAUUGAUCACAAAUUCCAGAUCAAUAUGUUGCAAUUACAGCAGGUUUUAGAGGCCAUCUGUCCCCAAGCAACAGCACUGAUAUAACCUCCUCUAUAUAUUUUGAAAAACGCUACUGAUAUGUGCCCAUCUUCUCACAGUACGAUCUAACAUACUACUUUUGCUCCUAGGAAGUGUGUUUAGGAGCUACAUAGGGUUGUCAUUCCUGGCUAUUGGCCAUCCAAGAGGCCUCAGACCAGCUUUUUGUUGAGUUUCAAAGUCACGAUGGGGUCAGUGACACUGUGGUUUUACUGGCCUGAUUUUCCUCCUGUCCCUCACAAUUUAUCCCACAGGUUGCAACUUUCCUUUUUGCCAAACCUCUGUUCUCAGUUGGGAAUGAUCAAUAAGAGGUUGCUGAAUUUCACUAAAACUAAAAACUUUUCAGUAAUGGUGCUGAAGAGUUGGAUCUGGACAUUGGUAGGUGUAAACUGAGCCUUUUUAUAUGUGACAUUCGACCACAGUGAAUAGAACAUUCGAAAUUUCUAUCUGUAGAAUAAAUAGCAUGCAUCUGAAGCUAGAUUUCAAUUCACAUUUCAUCAAGCUGAAGCCCUAAUUUGUCAGUACCUGAAGUCACGAUAAGUCUUUCUGUUGAUGGCCCUGAUGAGCCAUUAUGUAGUUAUUCCAGAAAUGCUUUCUGGAUUUUCUUUUUUCUUCUUAAUUAUUCCCUGCAGUGGUUGACUUCACACAAGCACGCAGAAAUUAGGGAUUUUAUUCCCCAAUUAUCUGCUGAAGUGAAAGAAUACAAAAUAAAAACAAUGGCUGUAUGGUGAUAAUAAGAAGCCAACAUACCUUUGCAAAUGAACACGUGCCAAGCAUAAAACCUGGGUGUGCAUCCCACACACACUGUGCCGUGUUGUGCCAGCAUGUUCCUAAUCCUCCCUACAACCGCCUCCCUCCAACUUCAUUUCAGACUUCAGCUUUAUACCAGUAUCUAAAACACAGAAGCCAGAUUCUGAAUGCAUUUAUUCCAGUGUAAAUCCAGAGCUACUCCUUUGAAUUCACUAUGUUUAUCCUCUGCCUACGUGGCUCCAAAUAUUGUCCUUAUGCUCCGAACCUUGGAUUCCUAACAUGUUUAGAUGGUUUUGAAAACAUUUUCAGCAAACAGUCUCUAGCUCAGUGCAGAUUAAAUCGAAGGCACAGGCUGCACUUCAGAAGUUUUAUAGUUAUGUCAGGGAAGUGAUUGCAAAACUUUGUUAUUGACGUGACUAUGCUGAUGAAAGUCCUCAUGUAAAAACAGUUGUAUCGCUAUAAAGCACUUUAUACUGGUACAGCUUAUUUUGCUUUGCUGGACCACUUUUAUACAAGUGCAAGCACUUUUAUCCUGGUAUCCUUCAGUCUACACUAGUGGUCAUUUUUUUGUUUUAACUAUGCUGGCAGAAAUGUGAUAAAGUUUAAGGUGACACUGGUGUUUCUUGCACAACAGUGUCCGUCCAAUAUUUUCUUUGAGAGCAUUUUUAAAAGUGAAAUAGCUGUACCACUGGAAUUAACUGCAGAGAGUAAUAAACUUCCAGUUCAUCAUCACUCUCAGCUCAUGAAAUGUCUUCAGGCUUUUGUAAAAAGCCCUGUUUGAGACAACAGAUUAAAUACUAAUCCUGGCAGAUCGAACAUCUCCACUUGAGCCCAUACCAUCUAGCUGAGCAAACUUUUUCUUUUUUUCUUUUUUUUUUUUUGGUCUAAGUAAAGGCAACAAAUUCUUUCAUUAGAUGAGAUAGCAGGAAAAAAAGAUCAAUAUUUUAAAAAGAAAACAAAAAUAAUAUCUUGCAAAAAUGCAGCUACGCUAAAUGCAAGGAAUGCUUUCCCUUGAAAGCCACAUCCCCAUGUGGUCAUCAGCCCAGGCGAGGGAUGCAUUUGCAGUACUUAAACAUCCAUGCAAUUGUCUCAAAUGUGGAAGAUUUAUAUGGGCAAUGCGUUCACUUACUAACUACUCAUGUAACGUUAAAACAAUACAUACCUGUAUAUAUCAAGGUAGAUUUGCAGCGAGAUACAGACCUCUUCCCCUGUACACACUCGCGUGCUUGUGCACACACAGGUACACCGUGCAGGUGUGCCUCUGCUCAUGAUCAGGCAAUGAUGCCGGGGCUGAAGUAACAGCUGGGCACUGCUGGCACCAAGUGAGGCAGCAGAUAUCUUCAGGAUGUACAACCCAGUAUUUUGGCUUUAUAACGCAGCAAAUGCUGGAAUGUGCAAUACAGGUUGCAAAAGCUGACAAGCUAAACAGUUCUUAUUUGGCUCAGGGUACUUCGCUGUCAUAUGUCUCCGGUACAAUAUGUGCCCUUUUGUCUCUAGUGCUUAGGCAUCACUUCUUAAUCCUUUUGUGUUUGGGGUUUUUUUCUGUACAUUUGUUUUGGGUUUUAUUAUGUUGAAUACGUCAGCAGGAAUCAUUAGAGAUCCACCCCCAUUUUAAAUAAUAAAGCAUAAGUGGCCAUAAUAGUAAAUCUGAUGGUUUUGCUCUGCCCCAGCGCUUGUGGUAUGUAGUAAGUUUGUUAUUGGCAGCAUCUUCAGGUUACACCUGUGACCCGUGGUGUUAGGUCUAGAAUUUUGUUUAAAAAAUAAUAAUAACAAUAAUAAUAAAAAAAAAAUCAAAAGCUCAUUUCUCUUUAAAAAAAAUAAAUGUAUAUACUACCAAUCUCAAACCAGAAAGAUUAAACACAUUUUUUAUAUGAACAACACGAAUGGGACUCCUUUCCGAGAGGACUCACGGUGACUUUAUCUGUAGAAUGUUUCAGUGCUUCUGCACUCAUUUUGUAACAAGUGCAUGCUGUAUAGAAUAUAUUGCCUGUAUACUUAGAGUGAGGGGGGGGGCAAGCUGCUUUUCAUUGUGUACUGCAGCUUGUUUGGAUGAAAAGUCGCGCCUUUGAUGCAUUUUUAUACUGUACAUAUUUGUAUAUAUUAACUCUAUUGCCAUGUUCUGAACACAGAUUUUGUUAUAUUUGCUUGUUUCGGUUUCCUACAAAAAUUGGUUCAUGACGGGAAAUACUUUUUUUUUUUAAUAGAAAAUAUGCUUGUAAUUUCUGUUUGUUUGUUUUCUUGGUCAUCAUCUUUUAAUGGCUCAUAAAGGAAUUAGAGAUGAGUUUUUGGAGGAACUCUGAAAUGCAAGUCUGUGUUUGCAUGAGACCUGCCCAAUUGCUGGCUAUAAAGGGGGGCGGGGGGAAGAGGGGAAAUCUAAGUCAAGUUUUGCUUUUAAAGCAUGCUAGUCCCAUGGGAAAACUCAUACAUGUACAAUUAUUCUCUUUGUAUUUUAUCUAAUAGUGCCUGAAUUAUUAUUUUUUUUAAUAUCUUCUUGGAGGAACAAUUCAUAAUUGUCAAACUUUGAAACAUUAGCUUAAUUUUGUCUUCAUGACCUCUCAUUUCUCCUCCUUAUUUAUUUUGUUGCUGUUCAUAAUGGGCCCCAAGGCCAUUUCUGACAUUGCAGUGUUCUUCUUCCACAUUAAGGAUGUUUUUAAAAUUACUAAGAUUAUUGAGCCAACAGGCUGUUUUAAUCAAAACCAUGUUUCACUUGGGUUUGAUGAUUACGAAUGGUCCCUGCAAUGGCAGAACCCUUUCUGCUGGGAGGACCCUACCACCUAGUGGCCCCGAAGCAUCAGCACAGAGAUGCAUCUUCCCAAUAUUCCCUGUCUUUCUCAAAGCCAGGCUGGCAAUAUUGCUUCAAAUUAUUUGCUUAUUAUAACUAACUUAAACUAAACAAAUUGAUAAUGUUAAUGGCAUUUUUUUUUUCCUCCUUUGGUUGAUGAUUGCUAAAUAAAUUCGUAUAAUUUAUACUAGAGGAGAUUACUGCUUUUAUUGUUUUGGGUUCCCCCAAACCAAUUAUUAACAAUCAGGACUAUGUAUCUCAUUAAAUUUAAAUCAGGUCAAACCUAUUUAUCUAAGGCCUUUUCUGAUACAGGAAGAUGACUGCAUUCCAAUGCGUUUAAGAUGUAUUUCUGUGUAUGAUUUUGCAGCAUUGAAAUCUAUGAUUCUUGUAAUGGUGGUUUUUAUUUCUGUAUUUUUACCAAGGUAAAUAUAUUGUAAAAACAAAAAAACAAAAAAAAUCCCUCAACUUUACCAUAGAAAACAUCACUUUUUAUGCCCAGGGAUAUUUUUUUUUUUUUUUUAAUAAAAUCACUGCAGUUUUAGAACUGUAAUUAAAGCCCUGAAUAAUAGAUCACUCAUCUUUAUCUGUUGUGUUUAAAAGGAAAAAAAAAAUAGCCCAAACUGUUCACAUAAUCCUGAAUGCCUCAUUUCCAUAAAAAAGGUUUCUAUACAUAUAUUAUUUACAUUUUUAAACAUGGUAAUUCUUUCCUUUGUGGCAUAAAAUGUCUCUUUUCCACUGCAGCUAUUGGAAAGCGACUGCUCACAUCUGAAAUGUUAUCGUAAUUUGCAUCAGGAAACCCAACUGCAGACAUUAAGGACUUGGGUGUGUUCAAUUAUGAUUUUGCUGGAGGCUGUCCCUCAUUUUAAUGCUGCACUCAUUGAACUACCUUUCUGAAAUCUAGCUGAUAUGGUUCACCAUAGACAUGCUUCACAACAUCAUUAGCUUUGCAAAUGGCUUCAUUUCAGUCAAUGCAGACUUCAGUUUUGGCCAAUUGUAAAAUGGAAAUUUGAAAAGGAAAAAAAGAAAAAAAAAAAACAGAUGCACUUAAAACAUGAAAAGAAUUAUUUAUAUGAUAAAAAUAUAUUUAGAUUUUCAAAGCACAAGACUGAACAGAAGUGCUCUUUUUAUGCUUUCUGAAGAUGUUACUGUUAAAAGUCUUUCUACAUCAGGCUUAAUAAAUCUGUAAUG